Molecule: messenger RNA, 1603 nt
Organism: Anarrhichthys ocellatus (wolf-eel)
Lineage: Eukaryota; Metazoa; Chordata; Actinopteri; Perciformes; Anarhichadidae
Product: actin, cytoplasmic 1-like
Exons: 9
Coding region: 72-1199 (375 amino acids)
Source: RefSeq, a predicted model, not a curated record
GACCCGAUCACAGCUGGGGCAGAUCCAGAAACACCUUUACGACUCCUCACGCAAGACUCACCUGCACAGAAAUGGAAGACGAUAUUGCUGCCCUGGUUGUUGACAAUGGCUCCGGCAUGUGCAAAGCCGGUUUCGCCGGUGACGACGCCCCCCGCGCCGUCUUCCCCUCCAUCGUCGGUCGCCCCAGACAUCAGGGUGUGAUGGUGGGAAUGGGACAGAAGGACAGCUACGUGGGAGACGAAGCCCAGAGCAAGAGAGGCAUCCUGACCCUGAAGUACCCCAUCGAGCACGGCAUCGUCACCAACUGGGACGACAUGGAGAAGAUCUGGCAUCACACCUUCUACAACGAGCUCCGUGUUGCACCUGAGGAGCAUCCGGUCCUGCUGACCGAAGCUCCACUCAACCCCAAAGCCAACAGGGAGAAGAUGACCCAGAUCAUGUUCGAGACCUUCAACUGUCCGGCCAUGUAUGUGGCCAUCCAGGCCGUCCUGUCACUGUACGCCUCCGGUCGUACCACAGGUAUUGUGAUGGACUCUGGUGACGGCGUCAGCCACACCGUGCCGAUCUACGAGGGUUACGCUCUUCCUCACGCCAUCCUCCGUCUGGAUCUGGCUGGCAGAGAUCUGACCGACUAUCUGAUGAAGAUCCUCACUGAGAGAGGCUACAGCUUCACCACCACUGCUGAGCGUGAGAUCGUGCGAGACAUUAAGGAGAAGCUGUGCUACGUUGCUCUGGACUUCGAGCAGGAGAUGCAGACGGCUUCCUCCUCUUCCUCCCUGGAGAAGAGCUACGAGCUUCCUGACGGACAGGUCAUCACCAUCGGCAACGAGAGGUUCCGCUGCCCCGAGGCGCUGCUCCAGCCUUCAUUCCUUGGAAUGGAGUCAUGUGGCAUCCACGAAACGACCUACAACAGCAUUAUGAAGUGCGACGUGGACAUCCGUAAGGACCUGUACGCCAACACCGUGCUGUCCGGUGGCACCACCAUGUACCCCGGCAUCGCCGACCGCAUGCAGAAGGAGAUCACCGCUCUGGCCCCACCCACCAUGAAAAUCAAGAUCGUCGCUCCUCCAGAGAGGAAGUACUCGGUCUGGAUCGGCGGCUCCAUCCUGGCCUCCCUCUCCACCUUCCAGCAGAUGUGGAUCAGCAAGCAGGAGUACGACGAGUCCGGCCCCGCCAUUGUCCACCGCAAGUGCUUCUAGAAAGCUCCACAUGGUCCCAUCUCCUCUAGCCCGGCGGGGAAGUCGACAUGCUUUACAAUGGUUUCGUCCAACUAGAACGGUGUCUUGGUGUGAACAGACUAAAAGAUACGAGAUGCCACAGAAGAUGACUCGAGCGUCUGUUUACGUUUUGGGAAGUCGCUGAACAUCAGACGAACUAUUUCUGAACAUGUUCCUCUAACUCUGCUCACAGCCUUCACACCUGCUGGUGAUACAACAAACAGUAUUAUCACUUCACAUCUCGUUCUACCUCCAACAAUAGAUUGUACAUCAAUACUCUGCUUUUCUCCUCACUCGUUCUGUCUACUGACUCUGUCACAGUUGAGCUGUAUGAAUAUUCCACCGGAGUGUUCACUGGUCAAUAAAAUGCCAACAUUUGAUGUUUA